UUGGCUGGACUAAGGAAAAUCCGUGAAGAUCCUACUUAUUUUGAAAAUUUGGAUAAACGAAAGGAACUACAUGGAUUAGAAGACAUUGAGUUUGAAAUAGACAAGUCUUUUCUCGAAAACAAAUCUGCAGAUACAACCGUUGAUUCGCAUGCAGAGGUGAUCACUGGAUCAGAAAAGGAAAAAGACUCUGAAGCUGUUGGAAAUAACUUCAAACGAGAAGAAUCGUCGAGUACGGUAGCAAAUGAUGCAGAAGAUACUGCGAAAUUAGCUAAAGACGCAGAAAACGAGAACGCAUCUGGUCAUCAAGAAGGGUCAAUUUCAAAUACAAAAGGGAACUUUGCUACUGAAACUCAUGGUGAACAUGAACACCCUUCCACCGCGAAAGAGGACGACAAUGCUGAUAAUACCGAAGGCCAUGAAGAACCAAUCGGUCGUAAUAAAGCGGUUGAAAGUACACACCAAGAAGAGCAGGAGGCCCAGAUUCCUGCUCCACCAACAAGGUCAACAGAAGAUCCGUCUGAGGGACUUGAGCCCCCAGUGCCACCAACUGCGGCUUCUUUGAAAGGAGCUGCGACGAGAGCAUGGAAAAUGAAGUUGACGGAGAAAGAUCUAUUGGAAAAGGUUGGGUUUUGAAA
Messenger RNA from Strongylus vulgaris, 635 nucleotides. Lineage: Eukaryota; Metazoa; Nematoda; Chromadorea; Rhabditida; Strongylidae. The record is from the annotation of a GenBank genome assembly.